Messenger RNA from Balearica regulorum gibbericeps (East African grey crowned-crane), 644 nucleotides. Lineage: Eukaryota; Metazoa; Chordata; Aves; Gruiformes; Gruidae. The record is from RefSeq and is a predicted model, not a curated record.
CUUGCACUCCCUUUAUCCAGACAGCCAGAUGUUACGCCAGACCUGUGAGAAGGAAGAGGAAAGACAUCCCCAGCCAUUUGGAUGAUCUUCCUCCCACAAUGCUGAAGAAAGAUUAUGCCAAUGUCCCAAUAAUAAAUAGCGUUGACGAUGUAGUGAAAAGACUAUUGUCACUGGAAAUGGCAAGCCAGAAGGAGAAGAUGAAAAUAAAGACACAGCAGCUGGUGGAGAAGGUCAGGAGGUCUCCCAACGACAAUGGCUCCUUUGAAGUGCAAGUUGCUAUGUUGACUGCCAAGAUACGCACUUACGAGGAACAUCUUCAGAGGCAUCCCAAGGAUAAAAAUAACCGUCGUCGCAUGCUGAUGGCUGUAGAUCGCCGGAAGAAACUCCUUUCCUAUCUUCGCCGUGUCCGCUAUGACACCUUUGAAAAUACCUGCAAGCAGCUGAAUAUCCAGUACACCCUACCCCCUCCCUACUCCAAGAGGAUAACCAAGCGCUGGGUUGUGAAGAAGGCUUUCUGCCGCAAGGUGUUUCAGGAGGUGCGGAAGCUGAAAGCACCAGAGAGACUGAAGCAGAGAAGGGAGUGGCAAGCAAGAGCGAGAGCUGCGAAGGAGAAGGAGGCGCAGCGCGAGGGGACGGCCGUGUAG